Messenger RNA from Argentina anserina (silverweed cinquefoil), 484 nucleotides. RefSeq lists its product as uncharacterized. The transcript is spliced from 3 exons. The record is from RefSeq and is a predicted model, not a curated record. Bases 21 to 257 code for a protein of 78 amino acids. NCBI's taxonomy places the organism in Eukaryota, Viridiplantae, Streptophyta, Magnoliopsida, Rosales, Rosaceae.
AAGAGAAGAGAAGAGAAGAGAUGGGUGGAGCCCAGUUGAUGAAGCGAAUCCCUCGCAUCAAAUUUCCCCAGAGACAUCCAAAGCCGGCUGGUUCUGAAUCUCAGGCAGCAGCACCUUUGGCCGGUGAUUCUGUUCAAGGUUUCUUCUCAGGUUCAAAGGCUUCACCAACUUUGGGAGGAAAAGCUUCUGAACAACCCCCAAGAACACCAGUAUCCAAAGAAGAGAUUGAGGCUAUUAUGUUGGGUGGCUGCAUCUGAUCUUCUGUGGAGCUUGAAUAAUGGAGGGUCAUAUUCUGGACAUUUUUCUGACCAUUUGAAGCACUUGGAGUUGCUCUUAGUUCCCCUUUUUUCUUUAAAUGACAACUACUGGCGGAAAUUCAUGUGUAGUCAAACACCUUAAAGAUGUGAUAUUGAAUUCCAUCCUUGACAUAUCUUUUUACAGUUUACAAAUAAUGAGAUUGUCAUAAAAGCUUGGAAUUUCUUUA